Salvia miltiorrhiza (redroot sage) is the source of this 1779-nucleotide messenger RNA. RefSeq names its product alkane hydroxylase MAH1-like. Gene Ontology annotation, molecular function: heme binding; oxidoreductase activity, acting on paired donors, with incorporation or reduction of molecular oxygen; monooxygenase activity. The transcript has a single exon. The coding region runs from base 117 to 1622 and encodes 501 amino acids. Lineage: Eukaryota; Viridiplantae; Streptophyta; Magnoliopsida; Lamiales; Lamiaceae. The record is from RefSeq and is a predicted model, not a curated record.
CCUUAAGCCAUAAAUACAACCACCCUAGUGUGUGCAAGUGUUUCCUCUUAUAUUAUAUACCAAGUCCAUCACAACCUAAAUCUCAAAACAAGAAAUACAUACAUAGAUCAAGCAAGAUGGUUUCAUUAGGGUAUCCCGAAAUGUUGUUAUCAUUGGUAUGCCUUUUCUUGGUUUGGUGCUGGAGAAACAUCAACGGUCUGCCAUGGAACUGGCCCUUACUUGGGAUGCUCCCCAGCCUAUUCUGCCACGUCCACCGGGUCCACGACCGGUGCGUGGACAUCCUGGGGGCCGUUGGCGGGACCUUUCUGCUGCGAGGCCAUUGGUUCGACAAGAUGGACAUCCUCAUCACAGCAGAUCCCGCCAACGUCCACUUUGUCAUGAGUUCGAAUUUCACCAAUUUCCCCAAGGGCCCCGAGUUCAAGAAGAUCUUCGACGUCCUUGGGGACGGGAUAUUCAACUCCGACUCGGAGUCGUGGAGCAGUCAGCGGAAGCACGCCCGCUUCCUCAUCACCCACGACCGCUUCCGCAAAUUCCUCAUCAACACCACCAAGGACAAACUCCAAUACGGCCUCGUCCCCCUUCUCGAGCACGUCUCCCGCCAGGGUUUGGUCGUUGAUUUACAAGAUGUGUACCAGCGCCUCACGUUCGACACCACCUGUAGAUUGGUCACCGGGUUCGACCCGGGAUGCCUGUCCGUCGAGCUCCCCGAGGUUCCGUUCUCUCGAGCCAUGGACGAGGCGGAGGAAGCCAUAUUCAUGCGCCACUGCCUGCCGGAGACGGUCUGGAAGAUUCAGCGAUUCCUCGGAAUCGGGCACGAGAAGCAGCUGAUUCGGGCUCGGGCUGUUCUCGACUCCGUCAUAAACAAGUACAUAUCGAUGAAGCGCGAGGAGCUGUGUAAAGACGGCGGAGAUGGAGGCGGCGAGGAGGAGGGGCUGGACUUGCUGACGUCGUACAUCAACGGAUCGUCGGAGGAGGAGAUGGAGUGCAACGACGACAGGUUCCUGAGGGACACGAUCCUGAACCUGAUGAUCGCGGGGCGCGACACCACCAGCUCGGCGCUGACGUGGUUCACGUGGCUGGUGGCGACGCACCCGGAGGUGGAGAAGAGGAUCCGGGAGGAGCUGGACGGGGGCGAGAAGUGGCGGGUGUUCGGGGCGGAGGAGCUGCGAGGGCUGGUGUACCUGCACAGCGCGCUGCUGGAGACGAUGAGGCUGUACCCGCCCGUGCCGUUCCAGCACAAGGCGCCCGUGGAGGCGGUGGUGCUGCCGAGUGGGCACAGCGUAAACCCACAUAUGAAGGUGAUGUUCUCGUUGUACGCGAUGGGGCGGAUGGAGUACAUAUGGGGGAAGGAUGCCGGGGAGUUUAAGCCGGAGAGGUGGAUAACGGGGCGCGGCACCGUCAGGUACGAGCCGUCCUACAAGUUCUUGGCGUUCAAUGCGGGGCCGAGGACUUGUCUGGGGAAGGAGGUUGCCCUCACGCAGUUGAAAUCGGUGGCUGCAGCUAUAAUCCAUAACUACAAGGUGGAGCUGCUGGAGGCCCACCCUAUUACUCCUAAUGUAUCGGUUAUUCUCUACAUGAAACAGGGCUUAAAGGUUAGGCUUACCAGGAGAUGGGCUACUUGAAAUUAUUGUGUUUAUUUGACAAUAUUCUUCUGUUUCUUCUAUUUAUGAAUUUUUUUUUAUUGGUCAUACCCAAUGUAUCCAUUUUUAAGAGUUCGAUCGUUGUUUGAUUAUUGAUGAUUUAGUCAAGAAUUUGCAAAAUAAAGAUGAUUUUGUGUAA